This is a messenger RNA of Orycteropus afer afer, 924 nucleotides long. RefSeq names its product olfactory receptor 14C36-like. Gene Ontology annotation, biological process: G protein-coupled receptor signaling pathway. The record is from RefSeq and is a predicted model, not a curated record. NCBI's taxonomy places the organism in Eukaryota, Metazoa, Chordata, Mammalia, Tubulidentata, Orycteropodidae. Gene Ontology annotation, molecular function: olfactory receptor activity; G protein-coupled receptor activity. Gene Ontology annotation, cellular component: membrane.
AUGCCCAAUUCUACCACGAUGAUGGGAUUUCUCCUGAUGGGGUUUUCUGAUGUGUGGGGACUACGGGUUUUCCAUGCCAUAUUCUUCUCUUUGAUAUAUUUGUUGACUGUGAUUGGGAAUUUUCUCAUUGUUAUCAUCACCACCUUGGACAAGAACCUUCACACUCCCAUGUACUUCUUUCUCAGGAAUCUGUCCAUCUUAGAUACAUGCUACAUUUCUGUAACAGUCCCUUAUUCUUGUGUCAACUCCAUGCUUGAUAGCAGUGCCAUUUCAAAGGGAGGAUGUGUAGCUCAGGUCUUUCUAGUAGUUUUCUUUCUAUACGUGGAGCUAUUGUUUCUCACUGUUAUGGCCCGUGACCGCUAUGUGGCCAUUUGCCAGCCUCUGCACUACUCUGUGAUCAUGAACUCUCGGGUCUGUGCCCAGAUGACACUGGCUUCCAUCCUCAGUGGUCUGGUGUACUCAGGAUUCCACACAGGCUACACCUUCAGAUUGCACUUUUGUCAUUCUAAUGUUAUUCAUCAGUUUUUCUGUGACAUCCCCUCCCUGUUGAAGCUCUCUUGCUCUAACACCUUCAGUAAUGAAAUGGCACUCCUUGCUUCUGCUGUGGGGAUUGCUGGAGGUUGUUUCAUCUUCAUCAUCAGGUCUUACAUUCACAUAUUCUCUACUGUGCUCAAGUUCCCUAGUGGAGCAAAUAGAACAAAGGCUUUUUCCACUUGCUUCCCUCACAUCGUCGUGGUGUCAAUCUUCCUAGGCUCAGUCUUCUACGUUUACCUAAGGCCAUCUGCAAUAUCUGCAACCAUCAAGGAUAUGAUCUUUUCUGUUUUCUAUACUACAAUCCCCCCCCUCUUCAACCCAAUUAUCUAUAGUCUUAUAAAUGAACAAAUAAACUGUGCCAUCAGGAAAAUCAUGAAGAAAAUAUUUUAG